GUUGGCGUCGCAGUCGCUGCCUGCGCCUGAUUGCCGUUGCCUGCCCCAGUGUUUCCGCUUUCUUUCGUUGUAAUGUUACUUUUAGUUUGAUGUCGGAGCCUCGACGAGCCGGUUUUUCGCAGGCUCAGCGCUCAUCAUUAAUGUUACACAGUUACAGUUAACUCUGCUAGUAGUGUUGGUUAGUGCACAAUUGAAAUAACCAAAAUAAACGCAACAAAAAAGCGAAAGUGUUACACAAGUCACAAAACCGUCAUCGAAGAAUCGCGUCUCCAAAAAAAAAAAGAAAAAAUAAAAGAAAAGAAGAAAAAAACAACAACCAAUUGGUAAAUCGCAGUCCAGCGCACUCCUGCGUGUGUCGAGUGCGUGUGUAUUGUUUGUGUACGCGAAGUGUGCGUGUAUUAGUGUGCUUGUGUAUGGUGAAGAAGCAUUGUUAAAAUAAUAUUAAAACUGUCAUGAUGAAUUUCUCCGCGUUCGGCGGCCCCUUCUCUGGCAUUCAUCAGUUUGCUGCUAAAUUUGAUGCACAAACACCGGGUGCAUUUGGAACGCCACCAGUGAACGCAGCGGCCGCUGCAGCGGGCAGCGAUAAUCAUGUGCAACGCUAUCAGACCAAUGGCAAUCAUUUCAAUCAGAAUGUGCCCAACGUUUCCGCGGCCAAUAAUAUGCAAUAUGGUCAAAAUAUAUCCAUACCGUACUCACAGCCGCAGAGUGAUCUAAACUUUUUGAAUGCGGCAGCAGCAGCGGAUCAUAAGGGUAAAAUCCAUCCAAAAAUUGAACGUGACCGGGAAGAAGUGCUCAAUCAGCAAAUCUUACAGAAUGUCAAUCAGUCGUGGCAGACGCUGGCCAACACGGCCAACACUGUCGACUAUUCAUCGCAUUUGCUAUCCGCAACACUGCCAAUAUCCAUACAGCACUUCCUCAAGUACUCGGAAACAAUAAAGAAGGAAUCCUCGGGUGAUGUGCUUAAGAAUGGCACUAACUUGGCCAGCCUGGCGCUGGGCGGCGUCGCAUUAACACCCAGCAACAACGGCGCCAACGGUGGUGGGGCCCAUCAUAACGGUGGCCUCGUUGGCAUGGAGCAUGGUGGCGGGCAUAUGACCAACAUGACGGAUGCCAAUGGCGCCGCAUUGGCCAACGGUGGCGCCACCAAUGGUGUCAAUGGCAAUGCGAACGGUACGGUGACCAAUGGAGCCGCCGUAUCCAGCACUGCAGCGGUGGGCACCACAAAUGCCACAGGUGGUGGCACCACCACCACCACCGGCAAGAAAACCAAAAAGAAGAAACCCCCAAAGGAGAAGAAGCCACGUCCCAAGCCCGGCGAAAUUCGUGAAACGAAAGCAUUGGAUGGCUCCACGCUCUAUUGCUGCCCCGAAUGCCAGAUGGCCUAUCCGGAUCGCAGUCUGAUCGAGCAGCACGUCAUCUCGCAUGCCGUGGAGCGUCGCUUCGUCUGCGAUAUCUGCAAUGCGGCGCUUAAGCGCAAAGAUCAUUUGACUCGGCACAAGCUGUCUCACAUACCGGACAGGCCGCAUGUUUGCAAUAUAUGCAUGAAGUCGUUUAAGCGCAAGGAACAGCUCACUUUGCACAUUGUUAUACACUCGGGCGAGAAGAAGCACGUCUGCAUCGAGUGUGGAAAAGGUUUCUAUCGCAAGGAUCACUUGCGUAAACACACGCGUUCGCACAUCGCUCGACGCGUCAAAUCGGAAGUAUCAGCCCAGAAUGUGAAUGGCACUACCGCCACUAACAAUGCGCAGAAUAAUUCGCUACAUGGUUCCUGAGGUUCGUACAAGGACUUUUGGUAAAGUCUUUAACACAUUUCAUGCCACAAAAGAGCUACUCAGUUUUUGCCAACACUUUGUCGACAGCAAUGCGUUCGCAAAGUGAUGGAAAGAGCUGAGUGUGCUUUUGAAAUGUGUUGAGGAGUUUACCGAAGGUCCUGCUGAGCGUCACCCCAAAUCCAAUAACCCUCAGAAAAAAGAAACAAAACAAAUACAAGUUAUAUACUUACAAACUACAAUAUAUGCAAGUAUUAGUUAAAUUUUGUUUACAACACUUUCAGUUCUUUAGCUUUGGUUCUUUCAGUUCACAUUUUCGCACAAAAAGUUAAGCAAAGUAUAGCAAUUUAAAUGUACAAAAAAGUAAAACAAAAACGAAGCAAACGCAAAAGAUGAAGAGAAAUUUUAAAACAUGAAGUAAGCGCAUUUCAUUUGAACUAAAAAACAGUUUGCUUUCAUUUCGUUAUGAGGAUCUGUGAUCUUUGCUGCAUAAUACUAACACGAAAGAAAUGAAAAGAUAAAGAAUAAAAAACGGAUAGAUGGCAACUUUAAGCUUUUAAGUGUAAUUAAAUAAGUUUUAAAGAAUUUAUGUGCAAUUUGUUUACACACAUUAUGAUUUGCAUAUUCUAUUGUUCAUCCAGCUUUUGUUUAUUGAUCGUCUUAAAUAUAUGUACGUAGAAUAAGUUUGGAAAUUUAUUUGAGGAAACCCAUUUGAUGCGCAUAUUUGAUAAGUAAAGAUGUACGAAUUGAGAAGGGUAUAUAUUUCUAGUCUUAUACUUUAUUCGAUCAAUUAUGAAUGAGUAACUUGAGGCAGUCAGCCCUGUUUCGAGUUCCGCUGUCGCAUUCCUCAUAUGAGAAAGAGUUGCGAGAGCGGAAUUCAAAGCAAGCCUGCGUGUCCUUUAAUUUUAAGCUUUUAAAGAGUAACAAAAAAAAGAAAAGAAAACCACAACUUCGAAGUGAGCAAACACUAAACAGAUAAAUGCAAUCCAAGCUUGCGUCUUUGCAUGCCCAACUUCCAAUCGUCGUUUAGAUCAAAGCUACCAUUAACAGAUAAAAGCAAAUUACAACAAUAUACCAUAUAAUACUCUUUAGCUAUAGCCAACUUACCAUGCUUACCAAAUACAAAAUACAAAAUACAACAAAAUGGAAAAACAUCAAGAAUACAACAAUAUAUAUACAUAUAUAGAUACUAUACUAUAACCAAUCGACAAAAGAAAAAAAAAUACAAAAACAAAGAAAAAAGAAACCGCUGAGCAGCUCUAAAUGAAAACAAAACGCUAACCAAAAACAAUAACUGCAAUAAAACUCAAUAAACAAAAGAAAUAUAUUUUAUAUAAAUGCAAAAGGAAACAGACUUAUACCAAAUAAAAAACAAAAAACAAAAACAAAUGGAAAAAGAAAACGUUAAAAGUAUAGGAUAUGAAUGAAUGAAAGGCAUAAAACAAUAACCGAAAUAAAGUGCAAACACUUCGUGCAAGUGAAACGUAAUUUACUGUUCAAAUACAUAGCAUUUUUUUGAGAUUAACUAUAAAGUAAAGUAAAGGUGUAAACAAUACCAUAUACGUUUUAUGAUAUGUACCAGCAUACAUAUUUACAUAUAGUUAUACGAAAGCUUCAAACUAAUAUACAUACAUGCAUAAUUACAUUGAAACCAAAUACAAAUAGUUGUAAUGGUUUUGUGUUUUAUCCUUAUCCUCAUCCUUUUCAUUGUUUCUCAAUAUCACAUAGAAAUGAUCUCUGGGCACAAAGUUAUCGAGCAAUCAACAUUGAUAACACCAUUACAAAGCUCUUUCUUCAAUGUCCUGAAAGAUUUGUUCCCAUUUGCGUUCCCUUAAGCAUUCAACUUGUAAGCUUUUAAAUAGAGUCAGUAGUCGAACUUCGUGCCCAUUGCCUCAUUUGAAACGAAUGCAGAGAUUGUUUUUUAUUGCGUUUUGGUUUUGACCUUAGUCAUACUUUGUGUAGUAAUAUCAAUGUGCUACAUUCGUAUUCACAAUAUGCUCAGUUCUUUUUCCUAAGGCAUAACUAUGAAUAUGUACGUUAUUCGUGUGCAACAAAACAAAAAAAAACAAAAAAAGAAAAACAGCCUAAAUUAUAUUCAGAGCGAACCGUAAUAGUUGGCUUUGUGCGUUGCUUUGAAUACAAAAGUUAUUGAAAUACUUGCAGUAAAGUACAAACAAAUACACACUCAUACAUACAUUCACAAGUGUACAAUACAUGUGGUGUACAUUAAAUGUGAAGAGAAGAAGCACCCAGAUUAAAUGAAGUAAGCCAUAAAAAGUAUUAGCCAAAAGUUACAUAUUAAUUACCAUAGAUGGGAGAGAAUGCUUAAAGUACAGUUACUACAAAUUAGAAUGGUACAUUUUGGAAACUUUUUCGUAGCUCCCCAAAAUGUGCCUCCGAGUGCCACACAGAAGACGAGUAGUCAGGUAACUAUCCAAAGUUGUAGCCCCCAAUAAAUCUAUAAAAUAAUAAGCAACCUUCAAAGCCCACGCAAACUUUUAAAAUUCGCAAUUUUUUUGUUUAGCAUACUUAUAUAAAUCGCAUAAGAGAAUAUAAAACAAUAAGUUUAUAAAGAAAAAUUGCAAUAAAUGACAAACAAAGGAAAUUAAAUCACUCAGGGAUGAAGCCUCCAAACAAACAAAACAAAACAAAAAAACAUAAAGUAAAAAAUGCAAUAUUUUAAAUGAAACUAAAUAAAACGAGCAAAAAAAAAAGCAAAACAAAACUAAAUUUAUAAAUAAAAGAAAAAAUGGUACAUUUUAAAGUAAAAUAUUUUAGAAUAAAGAAAAACAAAACACGAAAAUAACGAAUGAUAAUAACAAAAUAAAAAAAAAACUCAUUAGAAAUUUGCACAAAUUUUUGGCAUUUUAUAUAAAUAAAAAUCAAACAAGAGCAUAAAAGAGCAAGAAAACAUAAACAUAUUAAACAUGAAAUAAUAAAUUAAACACACAUAUUUUUCCAAAUAUUUAACGAAUUGGUUUAGCGAAGGUAUAACAGGCAAAACAAUUGAUUUAAAAUAAUAAACGAAAACGUAAAACAAAACACAGUCCGUGCAACUCUUAGUGAAUUUAAAUGAAAUGUAUUACAAUUUACAUAUUUACAAAUACAAGAUAACAAAAAACAAAAACUAACGGAUCGAUGGAAGUAUGUGCGUAGGAAGUGUGCGGCCAAAGAUGAAGAUUAGAAUUGUAGUUAGAAGUACAGCAAAAGUUGAAACGACGGUUGAGCAUUUUAAAGCAUACCGAAAUGCAGGAAGUCAGGAUCGCAAGCAUCAAGGCGGCAAGAAAGGAAGAAUAGACGGAAUAGGAAGGCGAUGAAUUAAAAGUUUAUAUGAUGUAAACACUUUUUAUAUACCAUUAAUGAAAGUCAGAAAUGCAAAUACCGUAUGUAUGUAUUGUACUGUAUUUAUGUUUAGUGUCAGCAGCAGCUAAAAUAAAAACGAAAAGGAAUAUAAAUAAAAAGAAAAUAUAUUUGAAAAGCUUAAUACAUUUUAAGGUUAGGUUUUCUGCGAAAGGACUGAAGUUAAGGCAACGUAGCGUUUAAAAACAAAAUUGCGAGUGUUAUGGACAUGGACGUGGACGAAAAAAACAAUAAAAAAUAAUAAAAAAAAAAAAAAAAAAAAAAAAAAGGGAAGAUAAGGAAAGCCCGCGAG
This is a messenger RNA of Drosophila sulfurigaster albostrigata, 5421 nucleotides long. RefSeq names its product zinc finger protein 793 (gene l(3)neo38). Gene Ontology annotation, cellular component: nucleus. The record is from RefSeq and is a predicted model, not a curated record. NCBI's taxonomy places the organism in Eukaryota, Metazoa, Arthropoda, Insecta, Diptera, Drosophilidae. Gene Ontology annotation, biological process: regulation of transcription by RNA polymerase II. Gene Ontology annotation, molecular function: RNA polymerase II cis-regulatory region sequence-specific DNA binding; DNA-binding transcription factor activity, RNA polymerase II-specific.